AUGGCCUUUGUGAGACACUACGGAAGAGCAGAUUACUUUAUCACUAUGACAUGUAAUCCACAUUGGCCCGAAAUUGUUGACAAUUUGGCUCCCGGACAAGAGAGUCAUGAUCGACCAGAUAUUGUUGCGAGAGUCUUCAAAUUAAAAGUGAAAAAGUUUAUGGAACAUAUGAAGAAGGGAAUAUUUGGUACUUUACAAGCAUGGCUGUACACCAUUGAGUACCAGAAGAGAGGUUUACCCCAUGCACACUUUCUUUUCUGGAUAGCUCCAGAGCACAAAAUCAAAGCCGAAGAAUAUGAUUUGCCAAUUUCUGCAGAAAUCCCUAAAAAAGAGCAAGAUAAAGAACUCCAUAAUCUGGUCAUGAAACACAUGAUCCAUGGCCCAUGUGGUCCCCUAAAUGAAGGAUCCCCAUGUAUGGUCGACAGAAAAUGUUCCGCGCAAGGAGCGGGUAAUUCGGCUAGUCCUUAA
Homarus americanus (American lobster) is the source of this 468-nucleotide messenger RNA. RefSeq lists its product as uncharacterized. The transcript has a single exon. Lineage: Eukaryota; Metazoa; Arthropoda; Malacostraca; Decapoda; Nephropidae. The coding region runs from base 1 to 468 and encodes 155 amino acids. The record is from RefSeq and is a predicted model, not a curated record.